GCAGCACCACAUCAGUUUGAGUGUGGCAACACUGUUUGUACACGAAUUGUUCGCCCUUUUUGACGUUUGUGCUGCGUGGAUGUGCAGAAAUUGUUGUUUUCUCACAAAAAUCCUAUUAAAUAUACAAUAUGCGUCCGUUGAUGCUGCAGGGCCACGAGCGUUCUAUAACGCAAAUCAAAUACAAUCGCGAGGGUGACUUGCUCUUCUCCAGCUCUAAAGAUCAGAAGCCAAAUGUGUGGUACUCGCUAAAUGGCGAGCGCCUGGGCACGUACGAUGGCCAUCAAGGCGCUGUGUGGUGCUUGGAUGUGGACUGGGAGAGCAGGAAGCUGAUCACUGGCGCCGGUGACAUGACCACCAAAAUUUGGGAUGUCGAGCAUGGGACUGUAAUUGCAUCCAUACCUACUAAGUCUUCCGUGCGCACCAGCAACUUCAGUUUCUCAGGCAAUCAGGCGGCCUAUUCGACGGACAAGGCUAUGGGUCAAAACUGUGAGCUGUUCAUCAUUGAUGUGCGCAAUGCCGACUCCAGCUUGGCUGAACAGACGCCCACAUUACGCAUACCCAUGAUUGAGUCAAAGAUUACAUCUAUGUUGUGGGGACCAUUGGAUGAGACUAUCAUCACUGGACACGACAAUGGAAAUAUUGCAAUCUGGGACAUUCGUAAGGGUCAAAAAGUUGUUGAUUCUGGUUCGGAUCACACCGGCGGUAUCAACGAUAUGCAGCUGAGUAAGGACGGCACCAUGUUUGUGACAGCUUCGAAGGACACUACGGCCAAGUUGUUCGAUUCGGAAUCGUUAAUGUGUCUAAAAACGUACAAGACGGAAAGGCCUGUAAAUUCGGCGGCCAUCAGUCCCAUACUUGAUCAUGUUGUGCUGGGUGGUGGUCAGGAUGCUAUGGAAGUGACCACGACCUCAACUAAAGCGGGCAAAUUCGAUUCGCGUUUCUUUCAUCUCAUUUACGAGGAAGAGUUUGCGCGUCUUAAGGGCCAUUUUGGUCCCAUCAACAGUUUGGCCUUUCACCCUGAUGGCAAGAGUUACGCUUCGGGCGGUGAGGACGGAUUCGUACGUGUUCAGUCAUUCGAUACUACAUACUUUGAGAACAUCUUCGAGUAGUCCACCCGCUCCCAAUUAUAGUUGUAUAAAUUUUGUAUUUAUCUAAAUUGGUGCAGCGCUAGUGAAAACGCAUAUUUAUCUGCCAUUUUUUCAUUGGCGUCAUGUACGCGUGCAAGAAGAAUUUUCAAAUAUACGCAAGAACGAGAAGAAAAAACGUUUA
Scaptodrosophila lebanonensis is the source of this 1269-nucleotide messenger RNA. It is a transcript of the gene eIF3i, whose product is annotated as eukaryotic translation initiation factor 3 subunit I. The record is from RefSeq and is a predicted model, not a curated record. Gene Ontology annotation, cellular component: eukaryotic translation initiation factor 3 complex, eIF3m; cytoplasm. Gene Ontology annotation, biological process: cytoplasmic translational initiation. Bases 129 to 1109 code for a protein of 326 amino acids. Gene Ontology annotation, molecular function: RNA binding; protein binding; translation initiation factor activity. The transcript is spliced from 3 exons. NCBI's taxonomy places the organism in Eukaryota, Metazoa, Arthropoda, Insecta, Diptera, Drosophilidae.